Molecule: messenger RNA, 1348 nt
Organism: Pararge aegeria (speckled wood butterfly)
Lineage: Eukaryota; Metazoa; Arthropoda; Insecta; Lepidoptera; Nymphalidae
Gene: cycD
Product: G1/S-specific cyclin-D2-like
Exons: 4
Coding region: 269-1159 (296 amino acids)
Biological process (GO): positive regulation of G1/S transition of mitotic cell cycle; regulation of cyclin-dependent protein serine/threonine kinase activity; mitotic cell cycle phase transition
Cellular component (GO): nucleus; cyclin-dependent protein kinase holoenzyme complex; cytoplasm
Molecular function (GO): cyclin-dependent protein serine/threonine kinase regulator activity
Source: RefSeq, a predicted model, not a curated record
AGCGAAAGCAACCCGAGGAGUGGGGACUCGCCCUUAGCAGGGCUUCGACAAGGCUCAGUACACGCGCGUUCCUAUACAUGCCCGUCAGUCAAGUCAACACACACUUGUCUGGUGGCCGCUAGUCGGGCGGCUGUGUGACCGGUGAAGCGCUUGUGAACAACACGUAAACAAAAACAUUGUGCAAACUUCGUGAUACCUAUGAACUAGUUUUGGACUCACAUAUAUAAUAGGACAUUGUAGUGUUUAAAAGUGAUAAGUUGUGAUUAAAAUGGAUUUGUCUUGUGGGGAAAAUCUACAAAAUUCUGGACACAACAGCAAUAGUAGUGGAAGAAUGGAUAUGUGUGUAGCUGGACCUGACCGAGCUUUGGACCGGGAUCCUAGGCUGCUGCUGAACCUCCUAACCCUAGAAAGAGUCCAUGCUUUACACACAGAUUAUUUUCAACAUGUACAAAUUGAUAUACAACCUUUUAUGAGAAAAGUUGUCACUACUUGGAUGCUGGAGGUAUGCGAGGAGCAACAGUGCGAGGAGCAGGUGUAUCCUCUGGCCGUAAGCUACAUGGACAGGUUUCUGGCGCAGCGUGCGAUUUCGCGACAACAGCUGCAGUUGCUUGCAGUCACGGCGCUUCUUCUAGCGUCCAAGUUUCGUCAAUGUCAUCCACUUUCUGUAGAUCUGCUCUGCGCUUAUACUGACAACUCCGUAUUUCCACAUGAAGUCAGGCAAUGGGAAGUGAUGCUGCUCCAGCGACUGAACUGGCAGCUCUCAAUUGCGACAGCCUUCGAUUUUGUGGAGCCUCUUCUGGCGCGAGUGCCCUGGGGCCGCUCUAAUACUCUCGUACGAACACAUGCCCUCACACUCACUUCAGUUUGUUACACAGAAACGGAGUUCCUGUUGGUGCCUCCAUCGCUGAUCGCCGUGGCGUGUAUAACGGCAGCAGCAAGAGGGUUGCGUGUGCGCAUGACCAUAAACGAUCUAUGCACCCUCACGCGGACGCCCGCCGCGGCCGCUGAACUUGUAGCCCGGCACGUCGAGCGAGUGCUUGCCAGGGAAACACAACCGCAAGAACCUAGAGCCAGACACGUCCAACCCGUGAAACAAAGCACCCCAGAACAAACGCAGCUUCCGGACACUCCCACAGACGUUCAAGAUGUACGCUUUUAAUAUUUUCUAAUUAUACUAAGAAUAUAGUAAAAUUCUAAAUUACAUAUUCUCCGUCGGUGUUUUGUAUCAAGAGCGAUCAGGAUUCUAGAAUUUUAAAAUCAAUAUGAUCAGCUAUAUCGUCGUUGAAAGUCCGCGUAAGAAAUGAUAAUGGUCCAGAGUCGUUUGAAGAUGGCAGAUUUUGACGGCCGA